AGAGGUGAGAUGAAGAAUCAACGAGGAGGGCUUAUCACGAAGAGAUGCAUCAUCCAAACAGGAGAGAAGAGGGGCUCCUCGCUUCUCCUCCAGCCAAACGGGCCAUUUCCCCGCCGUCGUCGUCCUCCUCCUUCCUCCGUUAGGGUUUAAUCUGUCCUCCAUAGACUUAUCUCUGCAACGCAGUCCCCGACACAUGUCGAUCUCCCAGGACUUGUACCCCAGCCAAGAUGACCUCCUCUACGAAGAAGAGCUCCUUCGUAACCCCUUCAGCCUCAAGCUAUGGUGGCGGUACCUGAUCGCUCGCAGCGAGUCUCCCUUUAAGAAACGCGCAGUCAUAUACGAGCGAGCCCUCAAAGCCCUUCCCGGAAGCUACAAGCUCUGGUAUGCCUACCUGCGCGAACGCCUCGAGCUGGUCCGAAACCUUCCCGUCACGCACUCGCAGUACGAAACCUUGAACAAUACAUUCGAGCGAGCGUUGGUAACAAUGCACAAGAUGCCCCGCAUUUGGAUUAUGUACCUCCAAACCCUGACGGAGCAGAAAUUGCUCACUCGGACUCGCCGGACCUUCGAUCGAGCCCUCUGUGCGCUGCCCGUGACCCAGCACGAUCGGAUUUGGGAACCUUACCUCGUGUUCGUAAGCCAAAAGGGCGUCCCAAUCGAGACUUCUCUUCGGGUUUAUCGGCGGUACUUGAAGUAUGACCCGUCUCACAUUGAGGAUUUUAUCGAGUUUCUUGUAAACUCUAGCCUUUGGCAGGAAGCGGCGGAGAGGUUGGCGGGGGUGUUGAAUGACGAUACUUUUUUCUCAAUAAAGGGCAAGACAAAGCAUAGGCUCUGGUUGGAGCUCUGUGAUCUGCUAACGCGGCAUGCCACCGAGGUUUUGGGGUUGAAUGUGGAUGCAAUAAUCCGUGGUGGGAUUAGGAAAUUCACGGAUGAAGUGGGUAGGCUUUGGACUUCAUUAGCAGAUUACUAUAUUAGAAGGAAUCUGCCGGAGAAGGCAAGAGAUAUAUUUGAAGAGGGCAUGACGACUGUGGUGACCGUGAGGGAUUUUAGUGUGAUUUUUGAUGCAUACUCGCAGUUUGAAGAGAGUAUGCUGGCGUAUAAAAUGGAGAAUGUGGAUGAGAGUGACGAGGAGGAAGAAGAUGGCAGGGAAGAAAUUGAUGGGGACGAGGUUGAGGAUAUUCGUUUGGACGUGAAGCUUUCAGUGGCUGAGUUUGAGAAGAAGAUUCUUCUUGGGUUUUGGUUACAUGCAUUCAAUGAUGUUGAUUUGAGGUUGGGUCGGUUGGAACACCUCAUGGAUAGAAGGCCAGAACUGGCCAACAGUGUACUCCUCCGACAAAACCCUCAUAAUGUUGAGCAGUGGCAUAGACGAGUGAAGCUGUUCGAAGGUAAUCCGACAAAACAGAUACUCACUUAUACUGAGGCUGUGAGGACAGUUGAUCCCAUGAAGGCAGUGGGAAAACCUCAUACUUUGUGGGUCGCUUUUGCAAAGCUUUAUGAGAACCAUAAAGACAUUUCGAAUGCCAGAGUGAUUUUUGACAAGGCUGUGCAAGUCAAUUACAAGGCAGUGGAUAAUCUGGCUAGCGUUUGGUGUGAAUGGGCAGAGAUGGAAUUGAGGCACAAGAAUUUUAAAGGGGCAUUGGAGUUGAUGAGGCGUGCUACAGCUGUGCCAUCAGUAGAGGUCAAACGUAGAGUUGCUGCUGAUGGCAAUGAACCUGUGCAGAUGAAGUUGCACAAGUCUUUGAGACUUUGGACCUUUUAUGUUGACUUGGAGGAGAGCUUGGGUACAUUGGAGUCUACUCGUGCAGUUUAUGAACGGAUAUUGGACUUAAGAAUAGCCACGCCACAAAUUAUAAUAAACUAUUCAUUGCUUUUGGAGGAAAAUAAGUACUUUGAGGAUGCAUUUAAGGUUUAUGAAAGAGGAGUAAAGAUAUUCAAAUACCCACAUGUAAAAGAUAUAUGGGUUACUUAUCUCUCUAAAUUUGUUAAAAGAUACGGGAAAGCGAAAUUGGAACGAGCAAGAGAGUUGUUUGAGCAUGCUGUUGAAACGGCUCCUGCUGAGGCCGUGAAGCCUCUGUAUCUACAGUACGCCAAAUUUGAGGAAGAUUAUGGUCUGGCAAAACGUGCCAUGAAAGUUUAUGAUCUGGCUACAAAGGCUGUUCCAGUCAAUGAGAAACUGAGCAUGUACGAAAUCUACAUAGCUCGUGCUGCUGAAAUUUUUGGUGUGCCAAAAACAAGGGAAAUUUAUGAGCAAGCAAUACAGUCUGGUCUUCCAGACAAAGAUGUGAAGACCAUGUGCAUGAAGUAUGCAGAGCUAGAGAAAAGCUUGGGAGAAAUUGACCGAGCACGUGGAAUAUAUGUAUAUGCCUCUCAAUUUGCAGAUCCACGCUCUGACACUGAUUUAUGGAAUGAAUGGCAUGAUUUUGAGGUUCAGCAUGGAAAUGAGGACACCUUUAGGGAAAUGCUCCGCAUCAAACGGAGUGUUACUGCUAGCUAUAGCCAGACACAUUUCAUUCUCCCGGAAUAUUUGAUGCAAAAGGAGUCAAAGAUGAACUACGAUGAGGCAUUGGAUAAGUUGAAGGCAGCUGGAGUUCCUGAAGAUGAAAUGGCUGCCUUAGAAAGGCAGUUAGCACCUGCAGAUGACAAUGCUGAUGACAAUGCUGCUGCCGCUAAAGAUGGCAGUAGAAAAGUGGGCUUUGUGAGCGCUGGGGUGGAAUCACAAGCUGAUGGGGUGCGAAAAGUCUCUGCAAAUCUUGAAGAUAUUGAGCUACCGGAAGAAAGUGAAUCGGAUGAAGAUGAAAAAGUUGAGAUCAUGCAAAAGGAUGUGCCAUCUGCUGUUUUUGGAGGUUUGGCCAGGAAGAGGGAAGAGACUGAAGAUGGAGAUGGGGAAGAUGGUGCUGCUGUGGAUGGUAAAAAUGGCGAUAGCCAUCUUGGGGCCCUUGAGAGGAUAAAAAGGCAAAGACGAGCCUGAUUGUAUGUUGUGCCAUUAACAUCUUAGGUGUAUACUGUAUAUAUUUUUUUGGUAAUUCAGUGUAUUAUUUGGGUUAGUUAUUCCGAAAAGAAAAGGAAAGUUUCUAGCCGGUAA
Messenger RNA from Malania oleifera, 3082 nucleotides. RefSeq lists its product as uncharacterized. The record is from RefSeq and is a predicted model, not a curated record. Lineage: Eukaryota; Viridiplantae; Streptophyta; Magnoliopsida; Santalales; Ximeniaceae. The transcript is spliced from 5 exons. Bases 194 to 2968 code for a protein of 924 amino acids. Gene Ontology annotation, cellular component: post-mRNA release spliceosomal complex; Prp19 complex; U2-type catalytic step 2 spliceosome. Gene Ontology annotation, biological process: mRNA splicing, via spliceosome; generation of catalytic spliceosome for first transesterification step. Gene Ontology annotation, molecular function: protein binding.